AUGGGAAGAACCUUUGGAAAUAAGAAUUUGACUGAUAACGACAAAAGAGCCAUCGUUGUGGGUCGUCAAAAUGGACUGACCAUGAUGACGUUGGCAGGAAUGUUCGGCGUGACAAAGGCGGGCAUUUCUCAGUUCCUAAAGCGUCAGAAAGCUCAAGAUGGCUCUACUAACAGCCAACGCACUGGAAGACCACGUGUCACUGAUCGUAAUGACGAUAGGAACAUUUUGAAGACGUCUAGAACCAAUCCAAGACUCACCGCCCCUGCGAUCAGACGGGAAGUUUUCUUGAAUUCGCCAUCUCCGCCAUCCGUCUCGACCGUGAAACGACGUCUGAAUGCUGCUGGAAUCAUGGGAAGACGUCUAGUGAAGAAACCGCUGAUUUCUGAAAAGAAUCGAGCCGCCAGGGGUGAAGUGGGCGAAGGAGCAUCUCAACUGGACCCGUCAAGACUGGAACAAGAUUCUGUGGUCCGACGAAAGCAAGUUCCUCCUCUUCGGGGAGUGACGGAAUUCAGUGGGUUCGUAGACCAAUUGGGUCCAGAUAUCAUCCGAAAUACCAAUUACCCACCGUGAGACAUGGUGGAGGUUCUUGCAUGGUGUGGGGCGCCUUCUCUGGAAGUGGCAACGGACCGCUUCAUCGCGUGAACGGCAUCAUGGACAAGCACGUCUACAAAGACAUUCUUCAGAACCAGAUGUUGCCGCACUUGAGAGCCAUGGGCCGUGCGAGUGUUUAUCAACAGAAUAACGAUCCCAAGCACACUUCACUGUUCGUCAAGGUGAGAAAAAAAUUGACAAGUAAUUCGUAUGGUUUUGAAACUCAGGAUUGAUUCAAGAGCCGUCGGGUCAAUGUCAUGGGGUGGCCAAGUCAAUCUCCGGACCUGAACCCGAUCGAACAUCUCUGGGAAGAGUUGGAGCGACGUUGUGCCAACAAAAGAGCCAAGAAUUGCAACGAGAAGUUUGCUCAACUGCUGUCUGAAUGGAAUCAGAUCCCCAUGUCUACCAUCGACACUUUGCUCGAUUCUAUGCAGAGAAGAUGCCAGGCAGUGAUUGACGCCAGGGGCUUCGCAACCAAGUACUAG
This is a messenger RNA of Caenorhabditis auriculariae, 1076 nucleotides long. NCBI's taxonomy places the organism in Eukaryota, Metazoa, Nematoda, Chromadorea, Rhabditida, Rhabditidae. The record is from the annotation of a GenBank genome assembly.